Bolinopsis microptera is the source of this 2009-nucleotide messenger RNA. RefSeq lists its product as uncharacterized. The transcript has 9 exons. The record is from RefSeq and is a predicted model, not a curated record. Lineage: Eukaryota; Metazoa; Ctenophora; Tentaculata; Lobata; Bolinopsidae. Bases 53 to 886 code for a protein of 277 amino acids.
UAACAUAUAACUACUCAGAUCAUGUAAACACAACAUAAAAACAGGAUGUGAGAUGGCAGGUCUGAAGGUAUGGGGAGCAAGGUUGUUCACUGCAGUUACCAUAGUAACACUUGUCUGCCAAGGUUUAUAUGUCAUAAACCCCAUGACACACGAUGCAGCUGUAGUAGACGGGUAUUGUCACAUAACACUGUUAACAUGGGUUCUAACACAGUGUAAUAGGACCACACCAAAUACACUAUACUCUUCUCCCUCCUUAUCGGGUCGGUUCUGGCGACAUAUGGACCCUGCAAGCAUGGACUUUGUGCGUCUCUUCGUAAACAACAAUCAAUUAUCUCUACCUACACAAGGGUUUUUAGUGGACGAUUUAACAAAUAAAAGUUUGUUGGACUGCUCUAAAGCCAGCUUUAUUUCAACAAAACAGAAAUUAGUGAACUAUUUACCUGUCUUUAAGGACGUUUUGGACGUGGAGUCCUUAACUGAGAACCUACCAAAACUCUACCCAAAUAAAUUCAUUGACUGCUCCUACCUCAACUCUACACAUGUUUACUUGAAUUACAAGAGAGUUAGCAAGUUUCUGAUGAUACCAUUUCUUCUCAACUUUAUACUGAUUGGGUUGGGACUAGUCUACAUAAUCGAUCAUGAUGAUGACGGUCCUAUAAAGGCGUUUUCCACCAUGAUAGUGAUGCCACUGUACCUUGUUGCAUUUCUUAUACAUGUCGUACUCUAUGUGAUCUUUAUCGCUAUCAUCGGCUGGUCUAUCUUUAACAUCGAACCUUCUUUAAAUUUAGAGGAAUCCUUCAAUAAAGGGUCUAUUUUAAUUAUCUUCAGAUGGAUCCGAGACAAGAUAAAGAGGUGUAUCAAGCCGAGCGACUCAUCUUCCAGUUAGAAUACGCAACAACACAUAAUAUAGAUAUCACAGUUCUUUAUAGGCAAAUUCCUCACAUAUCUUACAUCUGAGACUUUGUUAUCACUACUCUCAAGUACAGGUAUUGCAACAAUUUAUUAGACUACCUAGCUUAUAAAAAUCUGAAUAUUAUGGUUUAUCGUUAUGAUGCAGUCUGCCUUAAUUUGGAACAGAAUAAUCUAAUUUUUUAGCUUUGAUGUUUGCACUUUAAUUUUAGGUUUAUUUUUUACACUAUUGUCCAGAAUACAGAUAAUUGAAGUUUUUUUAUUUCUUGAUUUUUGAAGUUAUAAAGCGAUUAAUUGUUAUAUUGUGUAAAGUAUAAUUAAAUAUCAUACUAGUUUCGUAUAAUAUAUCAUAAAUGAAAUAGCGUGUAUAAUUGCAAAUUCAACAUUCAAAUUCCUAAUAUUCAAGCAAAAGAUUUCGUUACGUGUUUGAGACUUGGAGGAUUCUUAAUUUUCAACCCUUCAUCAUAUUACUACAUUUUACCCUGGCCGUCGUUAUAACCACAGUUACCGAGUAGCACUGCUCUGUUAUUCAUUAUACAAACCAUUUGUUUGAUUUGCUUGCACACUUUUAUACUUAAAAUACGAUAUUUUUACUAAUUCAAUUAACCUUCUCUCAUUUCCCUAACAGAAUAUAACAUGGUAACUAUUAUGAUAACCCCCAAUAUAUUAUAUAAUAUAUAACAUUAUAUAAAACCUAAGAUAUUAUCGUCAUAGAUACUACUGCACAUUAGGGCAUUAUUCCAAACACACUUACUAACUUAACGUAAGUUAGUGCGGGGCCCCGCUAGGGCGCUAUCAAAAAUCCAAUCUUCCCUCACGCAAUGUAACUAACAAGAUCCUAGCUCGAUAUUUUUAAAACUUUGUGACAUGUAUUCGUCUUUGCCUCAUAAAUUCCUUUGUUUCUAUGCAUGAACAAUAGUUAGAUUAGGAAGUUGAUGUAUACUUACCAGGGUAACAUUUUUGUUUACAUUUGUGACAAGGUCUACACAAUAUUUUGUAUGUAAGCGGCGCUAAUAUUAUUUUUGCUUUAAGUGCGCCAAAAUUGCACGCGCGCAAUAAAUAAAUAUGAUUAAUUAAUAAUUCAAUUUAUUAUUCAAUUU